This is a messenger RNA of Chaetomium fimeti, 2858 nucleotides long. Its product is annotated as heterokaryon incompatibility protein-domain-containing protein. Bases 201 to 2723 code for a protein of 840 amino acids. NCBI's taxonomy places the organism in Eukaryota, Fungi, Ascomycota, Sordariomycetes, Sordariales, Chaetomiaceae. The record is from RefSeq and is a predicted model, not a curated record. The transcript has 2 exons.
AGCGUGAGUCAUCUCGCUCCAUGAUACCUCCCGCGACGUGGGCGGGGGUAAUGUCAAGCAGGCAGAGCGACCUGGAAAGUCCCCUCAGUCAAGCACCCUUACCACGCGAAAGCCUUCAACUCUGAGAUCGAUAUCCCUACACAAAAUACAGAAAAGCUUCUUUGCGUCCCGCGCACUGUCAACAGCUCGAUUCAUCAUCGAUGACGACCACCAAAACUCCUAUUGGGGGUAUCCAGAAGGACUACCACAAGGUGUACAUCGACUUGGGACUAGCACAAGCCCGAAAGGAGAUACGGAUCCUCACCAUCACCCCUGGUGACUAUGAUGAUGACAAUAUCGACACCGGGAUGUCUGUUGCAUCUCUGGAACACGGCCAUGUGGACUUCAACGCUCUGUCAUACGCCUGGGAACCUCCCAACUCCCCUAUCCCCCAAAGAACGAUUCAAAUCAACCGUCAUCCCUUCAAAGUCUCGGCGACAGUUUUCAUGGGACUGCAAAAGGUCCGUUGGUAUUUCAAGAGAAACAACAGCCCGGGGCCUAUCAACCUUUGGGUCGACAGCAUCUGCAUCAACCAAGAGUCAAACGCCGAGAAGAAUCACCAAGUUCCUUUGAUGUCGGAUAUAUACAGCAGCGCAUCGCUGGUCAUCGUAUGGCUUGGGGACUGUGACUCAGCGGCUGCCUCGAUAAUGAGUUCUAUGCAGGAUUUCAAUGCCUCGCUCAAAGCAGCCAACACCGACGGACAGAGAGAGCAUCAUGGCGACCACAGUCAUUCAGCACCUUCUGAGGCAGCCAGCAAUGAUGAAGAACAAUCGGUAUCCGACGUUUCUGACAAAAAGGAUGCUAGCGGUAAGCUCUCGGCGUCCUUUGAAAAGCCCGAUGGUCAAGAUGAAGCGGCGACUACCGAAAUGGACCUCGACGAAUGUGCUGACGAGGCCAUCGUCGACCAUUACGAAAACGAAGGCGACGUCCACAUGAUUGAGGAGGAUGGCGACGGCAAUGAGACCGACGAAGACAACCACCAUGAGGCUGACACCGGUCAUGACGACGGGACGGAUGAUGAGUCGGACGACGGAACGGAUGAUGAGUCGGACGACGAUGACGACGAAGCCUCCAUCAAUCUCUACGAGGCACGAAGCUUCCUGUCCGACACGCGACAGUUGUUUCAACGCUGUUUGCAAAUCUACAACCGAGCGUGGUUUGGCCGGACAUGGAUUCUGCAGGAGGUGGCCCUUGCUGAAAAGCCGCCCAUUGUGCUUUGCGGUAAUAUCGACACUGAUUUCCACAGUUUGGUCAACGCAGGCAAACAUAUAUGCGGUCAUCCUAUCAUGGAAAAACUCCGCUGGGCUCAAGGGGUCGCCGGCAGCGCCGAUUUGGAGCCACUAUACUAUGAGCUUCACGAGAUGGUCCACGGGCCUAUCUUGUGGAUUAAGCGGCUUCGGUCGAGUUUCCAGGCAGCCAAGAGUGUCGAAGGCGGCCUACCACUUGGAGACCUACUAGCCCGUUCACGCUUGGCCCUUGCCACAAAUCCUCGGGACAAGGUCUACGGCAUUUUGAGUCUUGCCGGCGAAAGUGUUCAAAAGUCUAUCACAGUGGACUACGACAAGACCGUCACGGAAGUAUACGAGGAUGCUACAUCCUCUCUCAUCAAGGCCGGGGACUCGUUCCAUGUUCUCUCCAUGAUCAGUCAAUUCCAACGACCUCAGCAGGAACCCCACUGGCCGACGUGGAUACCUUAUUUUGGUGACUACGUUCGCAAUUCCGGAAAUACUUUGGUCUUUGUCGCCUAUCCCCGCGCCUGCUCAGGCUAUAAAGCAUCGGGGCAUCUGCCCGCCAUCCACAGCAUCAUGCCAAAACACACACUGGUUCUGUGGGGGCUCCAGGUCGAUCGGGUCCAUGAUACGAACGAUUAUUGGCCUUCGGUGCCCGAGACGUGGGCACCGGGAGAGGAAGUCUUCGCCCCCAGACUCGAAGGCAUAGUCGAGUUAUUCUACGGUCACGGUAGAGAUGGAAAUAGCACAUCCUCAGACGACAACAUACCAUGCCCCGAAGCAACCUACGCACCGCGAUUACGACACCACGGGCCAAUUCAUGGCUCUAUCGACCAAGAAAUAAUCGUCCAGUCUGCGGUGAAACCGCUCUAUGAAGCGAUUUGGCGUUGCCUGAUCGGUAACGCUGCGGGCCUAGAUAAUAGAGGCAGACCUGUCGAGCCCAAGCAUGUCCCUGCCUCCGAGUUUCAUCGGCAAGCGCUGUGCGAGUGGAUUCGACGAGUGCUCCCCACCCGGCACGAGAAGUUCUGGCUCCCACAUAGUGAGGGCGAUCCCCCCCGGCUUGGCGCUGGUUCUCCGCGCAUCGGAAACGUAGUUGGGGGUCCCGGCUACCGGCGGCAGCUCCUGGUACGGCUGGCUGAUAUAUGGGAUGAUCGCAAGGCGUUCAUCACCCGUGGCGGCUGGAUCGGGUUUGGACCUCGAUCUAUGGAACCGGGCGAUGCCAUUGCCGUCAUCGUCGGUAGCGGCGUUCCCUUCGUACUGCGGUCAAAUCCCAAACGCCCAGGGGCAUUUCUAAUGGUCGGGGAGUGUUAUGUUGAGGGCUUGAUGCUUGGCGAGCUUUUUGGUCAAUGUGAGGACUGUGGGGAGCCGCUGCACCAUGAUAACCUUGUUCGAGAGGAACGACGUGUGAAAUGCGACGGGUUUCAGGGGACUUUGGACGUGAUAGAGAUUGACUGAUCUGGACUGACUUUUCCUUGGAAUAUCACUCUCAUAUCUCGUCGCUUCGUUUUGCUCUUUGGUCUACUAAUUACAGGUGACAAAUAAUUAAAUUCGUACGCCCUGACCUCUUAAUAUUAACCCUAUUCCAUCAAA